Messenger RNA from Harmonia axyridis, 3189 nucleotides. It is a transcript of the gene DNApol-eta, whose product is annotated as DNApol-eta. NCBI's taxonomy places the organism in Eukaryota, Metazoa, Arthropoda, Insecta, Coleoptera, Coccinellidae. Gene Ontology annotation, cellular component: nucleus; site of double-strand break; replication fork. Gene Ontology annotation, biological process: response to radiation; error-prone translesion synthesis. The coding region runs from base 114 to 3059 and encodes 981 amino acids. The record is from RefSeq and is a predicted model, not a curated record. Gene Ontology annotation, molecular function: DNA-directed DNA polymerase activity; damaged DNA binding. The transcript has 8 exons.
CUAUGUUUAUUGUUAGGUUUAGGUUAUAAAUUUGAAAAUUAUCUCUUCGUAAGAAACUUUCGGUUAUUCUAUUAAUAUAUUCUCUCAACCUGUUAUUUAUUCAAUAAAAUAUAAUGCGUGUUAUUGCUCUCGUCGAUAUGGAUUGUUUUUAUUGUCAGGUAGAAGAAAAACUGAAUCCUGAACUACAAGGAAAACCUGUUGGUGUUGUACAGUACAAUCUUUGGCGUGAAGGAGGUCUGAUUGCUGUGAAUUAUUUAGCCAAAGAAAAAGGCGUAACAAAAGGAAUGUGGAAACAUGAAGCAAAGGACUUAUGCCCAGACAUUCAAUUUGCAAGAGUUGCUGAACUACGCGGAAGAGCAGAUUUGACUAAGUAUCGGGAAGCCGGUAAACAAGUAGUCGAUGUUUUAAGUACCUUCUCCAUUCUUCUCGAGAGAGCUUCUAUUGAUGAAGCAUAUUUAGAUUUGACAGAGGCUGUAGAACGAGAACUUUCCAAGGGCAUAACGAAUAUUCCAUUAGAAGAUCUGAAGACUACUCAUAUAGUUGGUGGUGAAACAGCUGAUUUCAUUUCAUACAUCAGUAGUGCUCAAGACACAGAUGGUUUUUGUAGGGAUGAUCUAAAAUUAGCAGUUGGCGCGAUCAUAGUAGAAAGAAUGAGAGCCAGUAUUUUUGAGAAGACAGGGUACAGAUGUUCCGCUGGAAUUGCUCAGAAUAAAAUAUUAGCUAAGUUGGUAUGUGGUUUGCAUAAACCUAAUAAGCAAACUAUAUUACCAGGGAAUGCUAUACCCCAAUUUCUUUCAGAAUUACCUUUGAAAAAAAUCAAGAGAUUAGGUGGAAAAUUCGGUAGAAAAGUGUCCGAGAAAUUGAAUGUUAAUAAUGUAGGAGAUCUCUUGCAAUUUUCAGAAGAGGAACUAUCGAGACAGUUCGAUUCUAAAACAGGCAUCAUUGCAGUGAAUUACCUGGCUCGUGAGAAAGGAGUAACUAGGCAAAUGAGAGGUGAUGAGGCAAAAGAGAGAUGUCCAAAUAUUGAGUUACCAAGGGUUCCACAAGUUCGAGGAAAAGCAGAUCUCACUAAAUAUAGAGAAGCAGGAAAACAGGUUGCUGAGGUUUUGAAGACUUUCACAAAUAUUUUAGAGAGAGCAUCAAUUGAUGAAGCUUAUUUGGAUCUCACAGAAGCAGUUAACACAGAACUAAAUAAUAAUUUUCAAAAUAUAGAGCCACAACAUUUACAGAACACAUUUAUAGUUGGCCACGAGACAUCUGAUUUCCUGGCAAAUAUUUAUCACAAUCAGAACAUGGGCUUUUGUGAAGAUAAUUUGAAAUUAGCAGUUGGCGGAGUAAUUGUUGAGAAAAUCAGAGCAGAAGUCUAUAAAAAAACAGGAUACAUUUGUUCUGCUGGUAUUGCCCACAAUAAAAUCUUGGCUAAAUUAGUUUGUGGAUUACAUAAACCGAAUAAACAAACAAUUUUACCUCAAACAGCUGUGCCAGAAUUAUUUACCACAUUGCCAAUCAGAAAAAUCAAGAAUCUUGGAGGAAAAUUCGGACACACACUUUCAGAAAAACUGAAUAUCAACUACAUGGGGGAGCUCGAGAAAUUCUCAGAAAAACAACUCGUCCAGAUAUUUGAUGAAAAAACCGGACGUUGGUUGUAUAAUAUAUCAAGAGGUAUUGAUAAAGAAGAAGUUCAAGUCAAACUAAUUUCUAAAUCAAUUGGUUGCUGUAAAAGGUUUCCUGGAAGAACUUCUUUACUCAAGGUAGAAGAAGUGGAACACUGGAUGGGUGAAUUGAGCAGUGAAAUUGCAGAUAGACUCGAAGAGGAUAUCAAAGAAAAUAACCGAAAAGCAAGACUAAUGACGGUUAGUUUCUCCCAAUUGACGAACCAGGUGGAAACCAGUAGUACAAGAGCAGUUCCUUUGAAAUCAUACGAAAUGAUAAAAAUAUGCCAACAGGCCUUGGAGGUCUUGAGAAAAUAUUGCCAAAAAGCAGAUUCCUCGUAUCACAUAACAUUUUUAGGAUUGAGUAUCAGCAAUUUUGAAGACAUAAAAAAUGUAAAAACUAUUACUUCGUAUUUUGGAAAAGCUGAGAAAAUAUCAAAUAAAACAACCACAACUUUGAAUGCUGACAGUGAAAAAAAAAUCUCAACCACAUUCAGAAAAGAUCAUUUGCAGAAUGCUGAUGCUGAUCAUUCUACCGAAGAUGACGAAAACUCAAUUUAUUCCGAUACAACGCUAGAACUUGAAGAAGAUCCCAGUGAUUAUAUUUUCUUCAAUGAUACACAUUCAGAAUCAGUAAACGUUGAAACCAAAAGUUUCAAAUCAAACGAGUCCGAUGAAUAUUCAAUUGAAAACCAAGAAUUAAUUGGGAAUAUUCAGAAUACCGCAAUCGAUUCUUUCGGGGAUGAAAUGAAUCAAAAUGAUUUUUCAUCCUCCAAUUCUCCAGUGCUUCGGAGGAAUAUAAAGGAUAAUGAAUAUGAUGAAAGUGAUUCUUCAAAAGAAAUUGACCGCGAUUUCGAUACCUCAAAAAUAUUUGAAGGGCAUUAUGGAAGUAGCGAUGAAGAAUCGGAAAGAAACAUUUUAGUAUCUGAAGACCCUUCUGAAUCCAAAGAAUCAUCAAAAACUUGCGAGGAAUGUGGUGAAGUGGUUCCAGUAAAUUGUAUUGUUUCCCACAUGGAUUUCCAUUUAGCAAUAAAAUUAUCCCAAGAAAAAUUUCCUUCUGCAGUCCCUAGUGUUAAACAGAAACCCAUUGAAAAGCCUGCUCCUAAUAAGAAACGCAAAAUGGCCGAAACAUUAGGGAAUAUCGGGUCAUAUUGUCGAAAACCAGAUUAUUCAGAUGAAUUCUCAGAAGUUUGUACGGAAUGCAACAAAAGGAUAAACAUCGGGGAUAUGGCUACCCAUUCUGACUAUCAUGCAGCUAAAAGACUCCAUUUAGAAUUGAAUAGCCCGAGUUCUAAAACUGAGUCCGCAAAUUCGUCUUCUAGCACGACAGGAAGCAUUAAGCGUAAUAAAAAAUUAAUUAAUGGUGGUUCAAGUAUUACAUCAUUCUUCAAGCCAAUUGGCCCUUAAAAAUUAUCAAUCUUAAUAUUGUUUUGGACAGUUGGCAAUUAUCAAAUAAUUCAUCAGGUUAUUAUAUUAUAAGUAUUGUAAAUAGCUGUUAAUAUGUUGUUUAAAUGAAAUUAAAAUUAUUUUCUUUAAA